Molecule: messenger RNA, 635 nt
Organism: Daldinia decipiens
Lineage: Eukaryota; Fungi; Ascomycota; Sordariomycetes; Xylariales; Hypoxylaceae
Product: mitochondrial F1-F0 ATP synthase subunit F of fungi-domain-containing protein
Exons: 5
Coding region: 173-478 (101 amino acids)
Biological process (GO): proton motive force-driven ATP synthesis
Source: RefSeq, a predicted model, not a curated record
UGACGACUUUCGCUUUUUGAGCUUAAAUCCUUCGUCGAAUUACGCCAGUAUCGCAUUGCAUCGCAUCGCAGACUACCAAUUGCGUCAAUAUUUGGCACAGUUGAUUCUCCUCUGUGAUCUUUUUCGGUUUAUUCUAACCUUCUUUUUCCUCGUCGCGACUACAGCCGUCAUCAUGAGCUUCGUCACUCGCAGGGCCCUUUCGACCCUUAUCCCUCCUAAGGUUGCUUCCCCGAAUGCCAUCGGCAGUGCUCCUGAUGCUGUUCGCAUGAAGCGUGUCGUCAGCUUCUACGAGAAACUCCCCCGAGGACCCGCCCCCGAGAUCCAGGCUACCGGUCUUCUCGGACGAUACCAGGCCAAGCACUUUGGCAAGAACCCUACUGCCAAGCCUAUCUUCCACGCGAUUGGUUUCCUUCUCGUCAUCGGAUACCCCAUGACCUACUACUACCACCUACGUCACCACAAGAACAAUGCCCAUUAAGCAGGUUCGGUAUUGAGGCACUCAGUAAAACGGGGGGUAGAGUCAAGCAACUUGUACAUAAGAUAGAUAGUACCGAGCAUAACAGCUAGUCAUCGUGUACUAGAACAGAACAGAGCUUAGCCUCACUAAAAGAAUUCUACAGUUUCCUAUUUUGCUC